AUGAAUCCCACUUCCUCCCGAGCCGCGGUGCGCUCUAUGGCCACCUUGACACAUGCGGCCAGAGCCACCCCCGCAGCUCGCACCGCGUUGUCGCCGUUUGCUACCCGGUCGCUGAGCUCUAAUACCCGUCAAUUUACUCAGUUCCCCCGCCUUCAAUCUUUGAACACUUUUUCCAACAAGCGAGCCUUUGGAACUACCGUCAGAAUGUCUGUUGACGCUCGUACUGAGAGCGAUGCCUUCGGUGAAAUCCAGGUCCCUGGAGACAAGUACUGGGGUGCGCAGACCCAGCGCUCCCUCGGCAACUUCGACAUCAACCAGCCCCAGGACCGCAUGCCCGCCCCGGUGGUCAAGGCCUUCGGUAUCCUGAAGGGUGCUGCUGCUGAAGUGAACAUGAAGUACGGCCUUGACCCCAAGAUUGGUGAGGCUAUCAAGCAGGCCGCCGCUGAGGUUGCCGAGGGUAAGCUGCUUGACCACUUCCCCUUGGUCGUCUGGCAGACUGGUUCCGGUACCCAGUCCAACAUGAACUCUAACGAGGUUAUCUCCAACCGUGCCAUUGAGAUCCUCGGUGGCACCAUGGGCUCCAAGAAGCCCGUCCACCCCAACGACCACGUUAACAUGUCCGCCUCCUCCAACGACUCCUUCCCCACCGUUAUGCACAUCGCUGCCGUUGUUGAGCUCGAGCAGUCCCUUCUGCCUUCGCUCAAGGGUCUCCGUGACGCCCUCCAGGUGAAGGUCGACAAGUUUGAGCACAUCAUUAAGAUUGGCCGUACCCACUUGCAGGAUGCCACUCCUCUUACUCUUGGCCAGGAGUUCUCUGGCUACGUCGCCCAGCUCGACCGUAACAUCGAGCGUGUCCAGGCUACUCUUCCCCACCUGCGCUUCUUGGCUCAGGGUGGUACCGCUGUCGGCACUGGUCUCAACACCUUCAAGGGCUUCGACGAGGCCGUUGCUGCCGAGAUCACCAAGCUGACCGGCACAGAGUUCAAGACCGCCCCCAACAAGUUUGAGGUUCUGGCUGCCCACGAUUCCAUCAUCGAGGCCUCCGGCUCCCUGAACACCCUGGCCGCCUCCCUGUUCAAGAUCGCUCAGGAUGUGCGCUACCUGGGCUCCGGCCCUCGCUGCGGCCUGGGCGAGCUGAGCCUGCCCGAGAACGAGCCUGGCUCUUCUAUCAUGCCCGGAAAGGUCAACCCUACCCAGUGCGAGUCCCUCACUAUGGUCUGCGCUCAGGUUAUGGGCAACCACGUCGCUGCCACCAUCGGUGGCAUGAACGGCCAGUUCGAGCUCAACGUCUUCAAGCCCGUGAUGAUCGCCAACCUGCUCCACAGCGUGCGCAUCCUCUCUGAUGGCAUGAACAGCUUCCGCUCCCACCUGGUAGAGGGUCUCGAGGCUAACGAGGAACGGAUUAACUCCCUUCUUAACGAGAGUCUGAUGCUUGUGACUUGCCUGAACCCUGUUAUUGGUUACGACAUGGCCUCCAAGGUGGCUAAGAAUGCCCACAAGAAGAACCUUACUCUUAAGGAGAGCGCCAUGGAGCUCAAGGCUCUCAGCUCGGAGGAGUUCGACAAGCCGCCGAUCUCCCUUGCGACCCCGGCCCCUGAUAAACAACCUGCCCUCAACACUCAAUCUCUUCAACACUCCUCCUCCCCUGCUCUCACCAUCAAAAUGACCGCACACGCCCUUCCAAGCACAACAAUCCCCGACGCUACGAAGACAAUCAUGAGCUCAACCAUCACCCCAGUGGACGCCGCAGUCGAACCCCUCACCGAUGGUCCCCUCUUUCCAUCCACCCUCAUCUCCCCCGAAGUGAUCUCCCUCCUGCCAACAGACUACACAAUCCGGCCAAUGCGCCGCUCAGACUACAACCGCGGCUACCUGGAUGUGUUGCGCGUGCUGACAACUGUUGGCGAUAUCACCGAGGAGGCGUGGAACCAGCGGUACGAUUGGAUUACCUCGCGCAACGAUGAGUACUACAUGCUCGUGGUCUGCGAUGGUGCGGACCGAGUCGUCGGAACCGGCAGUCUGAUUGUUGAGCGCAAGUUCAUUCACUCGCUUGGUAUGGUUGGGCACAUCGAAGACAUUGCCGUUGAGAAGAAUCAGCAGGGCAAGAAGCUUGGCUUGAGAAUUAUCCAAGCUUUGGAUUUUGUUGCUGCCCAGGUUGGCUGCUACAAGAGUAUUCUUGACUGCUCCGAAGUCAAUGAGGGUUUCUAUGUCAAGUGUGGCUUCAAGCGCGCUGGCCUCGAGAUGGCGCAUUAUUACUGA
Messenger RNA from Penicillium expansum, 2259 nucleotides. RefSeq names its product Fumarate lyase. NCBI's taxonomy places the organism in Eukaryota, Fungi, Ascomycota, Eurotiomycetes, Eurotiales, Aspergillaceae. Gene Ontology annotation, cellular component: tricarboxylic acid cycle heteromeric enzyme complex; mitochondrion. The transcript has 8 exons. Gene Ontology annotation, biological process: fumarate metabolic process; malate metabolic process; tricarboxylic acid cycle. Bases 1 to 2259 code for a protein of 752 amino acids. Gene Ontology annotation, molecular function: acyltransferase activity, transferring groups other than amino-acyl groups; fumarate hydratase activity. The record is from RefSeq and is a predicted model, not a curated record.